Molecule: messenger RNA, 2570 nt
Organism: Manis pentadactyla (Chinese pangolin)
Lineage: Eukaryota; Metazoa; Chordata; Mammalia; Pholidota; Manidae
Gene: YJU2
Product: YJU2 splicing factor homolog
Exons: 8
Coding region: 120-1103 (327 amino acids)
Biological process (GO): mRNA splicing, via spliceosome
Cellular component (GO): U2-type catalytic step 1 spliceosome
Source: RefSeq, a predicted model, not a curated record
GCCAAUAAUAGAGAGGAAGGAAGUUGACGUUAGCGAAUAUAGGGGGACGACCGGGGAAGUUCUGUUAACACCAAUUGUAACCAGUCCUCUCUUGAUUGUGAGAAGAGCAGGAGGCCAAGAUGUCGGAGCGAAAAGUUUUAAACAAAUACUACCCUCCCGACUUUGACCCGUCAAAAAUCCCAAAGCUCAAGCUCCCCAAAGACCGGCAGUACGUGGUACGCUUGAUGGCCCCCUUCAACAUGAGGUGUAAGACGUGCGGAGAGUACAUCUACAAGGGCAAGAAGUUCAAUGCACGCAAAGAGACCGUGCAGAACGAGGCCUACCUGGGGCUGCCCAUCUUCCGCUUCUACAUCAAGUGCACACGCUGCCUGGCAGAAAUUACCUUCAAGACAGACCCUGAAAACACAGACUACACCAUGGAGCAUGGAGCCACGCGGAACUUCCAGGCCGAGAAGCUCCUGGAGGAGGAGGAGAAGAGGGUGCAGAAGGAGCGGGAGGACGAGGAGCUCAACAACCCCAUGAAGGUGCUGGAGAACCGAACCAAGGACUCCAAGCUGGAGAUGGAGGUUCUGGAGAACCUGCAGGAGCUCAAGGACCUGAACCAGCGGCAGGCGCACGUGGACUUUGAGGCUAUGCUGCGCCAGCAUCGCCUGUCCGAGGAGGAGCGGCAGAAGCAGGCGCAGGACGAGGACGAGAGGGAGACGGCGGCCUUGGUGGAGGAAGCCAGGAAACGGAGACUGCUGGAGGACUCUGACUCAGAGGAGGACGCUGCCCCCGCCCUGCCCCAACCGGCCCCCCGGCCCGGCCCCACUGCCAUCCUGGACGAGGCCCCAAAAGCCAAGAGAAAGGUGGAAAGCUGGGAGCGGAGUGUUGGCACCCUUGGUGGCAGGCCCGUGCUGUCAGGCCUGGUCGUGGUGAAGAAAACAGAGCCCGGUAGCAGCGGCCAGCAGGGCCAGGAGGCACCCACCCCCGGUAGCCCUGCAGGGGCUGGGCUGCGCCUCCCUCACCAGAUUGACGUACCUGAUGAUGGGGCUGUCUCCUCCAUCAGACCAGGGGUCCUUGAAGGCAGGCUUAUGCUGCCUCUGUCAGCCAGGGACUCCUGAAGAUCAGCCUGUUUCCUCCAUGAGACUGGAGGCCCUUCAAGUCAGAGCCAUGUCUCCCCGCCAGACUAGGUGCUUCAGAGGGCUGGGUCAUGCCUCCCCUGUCAGGUCGGGGAGCUAGUAUCUCCCCCAUCCGACCCAGGGCUUCUGAGGGCAAGACCAUGUCUCUUCCAUCAGACUGUUCAGAAAGUGCAGGGCUGUGUCUGGGAGCUUCUGAGGGCAGAGAUUCUCCUGUCAGACUAGGCGUCCCUAAGGCAAGGCCAUGUCACCUCCAUUGGAGUAGGAGUUUCUAGGCCCCCCACAGGCCAUCCGCACCUGGGCCCCUCCUGUCCCUGUGCCAAGGCUCCCAUCCCCCCUCCUGACUGGCUGCCCCAUGAGACAAGGGUGAAGGGGAGAGAGGCAGGCACAGCCCCGAGCCAGGGACCCCCUCUGGCCCCUUCCUGAGCUCCCAUCCACCCGGAGCACCUACCUAUCACGCAUUAGAAUAUGACUCCCCGUAGAAAGGAGUGAAGUGCUGACACUCGCUGCAAGUUGGGUGGACUCGGAGACUCCAGUGCAGAAGGCCACACACAGUGUGAGGUCCCAUUUAUAUAAAAUAUCCAGGACGGGCACAUCCACAGAGACAGACAGAUUAGAGGUUGCCAGGGGCUGGGGAUUUGGGGAGAAUAGAGAGUACCUGCCAAUUGGGUAUGGGGUUUCUUUUUGGGGUGAUGAAAAAUAUUCUGGAAUUCGUGAUGGGUACACAAUCUUGUGAACAUACUAAAACCCACCGAAAUGUGGGUAAAUUGUUAGGUAUGUGAAUUGUACCUCACAAAAUAAAAGGCAGCCCCAACAGUACGUGGCAGUAAGCGUUCAACAGGUUAUGUAUUCCCCUGCCCCCGGUUUUACAGGUGGGCAAAGAGUCCAGACGAUUACCCAAGGUCAAGCAGGCUGGGAUUCCAGAAACAUCCUCAGCCCGAGAGGCCUUUGAUAAACUGCCUCUCAGACCCAGAGUGCUGGGAGAAGGGAGGUCCCUCAGCCCAGGAUCCCCAGACCACCCCACCUGCUCGCCUUUGUCCACGCAGUGCCCCCUCCCGGCCUGGCUCCCUGGCCCCCCGCCUCCCAAUCUCAGAAAACCAAAACCGAGGAGGAUCUAUGGCCAUUCCAGGUCCUGCCCAGCUCUCCUCAACCCCCAAGCCCCCUCCCUGCCCCUCUCCUUGGGGUGGGGUGCGGGCAGCCCCAGGAGAAGCCAGCUCAAAAGCGCAGGGAAGUCAAACGCUGUUUGAUUCUGCCUCCGGGGCCUCUAAUUGCUAUUCCUCACACACGCUGUAAUGAGAAGGCCCCUUUCAAAUAUUUAUACCGCAGACGUCUCCUAUUUAUUCGACAGGGAGAGGACUCGGAUUCGAUGAGAUCUGUCAACAGCUCUUCUCCGAGCUGGGAAUUGCCUUGCGGCAGACAGAAAACAGGACAAUUACCCGCCUGCUCCCAGCA